Messenger RNA from Cutaneotrichosporon oleaginosum, 782 nucleotides. RefSeq lists its product as uncharacterized. The record is from RefSeq and is a predicted model, not a curated record. NCBI's taxonomy places the organism in Eukaryota, Fungi, Basidiomycota, Tremellomycetes, Trichosporonales, Trichosporonaceae. Gene Ontology annotation, biological process: mitochondrial respiratory chain complex IV assembly. Gene Ontology annotation, cellular component: mitochondrion.
GUUCAGAACUCCGGCCAAGCAGUUAGCAGGUCACUAUCACUCCAUGUUCGUCCUCCGGCAAGCCACAACAUCACGGGUCGGCGCCCUACUUUUACGGGCCGCCGCCCGCUCGCCUGUUCGCGCCUUUCGAGUUUCGGCUCCGGCAGCCGUUGCACACUUUGACACCCAGUUGCUUGUGGAGCGGCUGCAGCAGAAUGGCAUGACGCAACAACAGGCGGAGGGCGUCAUGAAGGUGUUGGCGGAGGCCGUCGAUGAGAGCGUGCGCAACAUGGAGGCCGGGCUCGUUUCGAAGAGCGAACAGGAGAAGCAGCGGUACACGCAAAACGUCGACUUUGCGCAGCUCAAGAGCGAGUUGCAGCUCCAUGAGAAGAACGAUCUCACAUUGAUGAAGGCUGAGAACGAUAGACUCAUGGCCGACGUGGAGAAGCUUAAGCAGCGGCUGCGCGAGGAGAUUACACGCACGCAGGCUGGCGUGCGGCUCGACCUCAACCUCGAGAAGGGGCGAAUCAGGGAUGAGAGCGCGCAGCAGGAGCUGAAGAUCAAAGAGGUCGACACGCGCAUCGAGAGCGAGAUUGCUGGUCUGCGUACCCAGAUUGAGCAGGCGAAGUUCUCGAUCCUUCAGUACCUCGUCGGCGUGGCGACGGGUUCGGGCGCCCUUCUCCUGGCGUACAUGCGCAUGAUGCGGUAGUGGGCAUGCGCUACAGACCUAUACACAUGCUACAUAAUAGAUUAGAGCAAAAGUCGCUUCGCUCUCAUGUGAACGGGACGAUGGCGGAGACAGG